ACGAUAAUAUCGCGGCAAGAAAAACAUGGCGGUUUAGCGUGUGUGCAUGGGGGUCCGCUACUCGCCUCUCGUCGACGACAAAUGUACACUUUUUUUCCCCGAGCAGACGUCUUGCUGUUGAAAAGGUAUGUUUCAGGAAUAAGAAACAUCACAAAUUCGAAAACGACGAUGUUAAUUUAUCUGUUGUUACUCGCCAACGUGAAAAACAGGGCGGUCCGAGUCAGGAAGACUCUCCACUAAGUGUUGUCAUUGGAGUUUUAAGCUCAGCUUUGUGCACUUUUGGCCUUUAUACAGUAUUAAAACGCAUCUCUAGGAUUAAGAAUCUUAAGAAUGAGUGAAAUAGCUUUCUAUACCUUUGCGUGGAUAUUUCCUUAUUUAUUGUCUGUACGUAACGGCUCCUUAAACGUAACUUAACGGCUUUCCAACUGUCAACGUUGUCAGUCCAGUGGGUGCAUGAACGAGCUGCUGAGGUUUGCACAAAAGACAAUCAUAUAAAAGCUUGUAAUCUUAAACAAGUGUCUAAAAACAACAUAUAUCUAGUAUCUAAGUUAAAAUGGACACUGUUUCAAAUUGUACAUAUGAAAAAGUUUGGUGCACACGCCCAUAUACUCAAUGGUCCUAUAGCAGCUCCCCUUCACUAACUACAUUCUCAGUUUCAUCAAGAAAUACGCAUUUUUGCAGUAUGUUUAACUCGUGACUAAAGUUUGAUUUAAACUGAGUAUUUAGAGAAGAUUCACCUGAGUGUAUAGAGUUUGCAUUUCCACAUGGACACAUAGAUUAAAGUAGUAUGUGGUAGCUAUACAUUCAUGCACUCAUAUCAGAUAGGGAUUAAUUGUUCUUUAAGUUAGUUUAUAAAGCCGGAGGUGUACUGGUAUGAGGUGCAUCAUAUUGAAAAGUGUUUCUAAUAUUUUGCCCCCCUCGACUUUGUCAUUAAACUAGGUGAAAUACAAGGAGCACCUUUCAAUAUAACACGCUUUGUAAAACAAACUCCACCCACUAUGUCUUGUUUAACACCUGUGUAAUCGCAUCAACAAAAGCUGAAAAUGUAGAUGCUUUCUGAAAGAAGAGUUCAUAAUAGAGCUGUUGGGAUAAAUUGCCCAGGUGUGCCUGAAAGUGUGGCAGGUGAGUGCAAUUGCAAGUAUCACUUUGCAGAGCAGCUCCUUUCAUAAUGCUGUAUAGUAGGGAUGCACAAUACAAUCUGUAUAGUAUCGGUGCAGAUAACUCAAGAGGUGGUAUUGACAGGUAACCACAGGAGAGACUUAAGGCUUAUACAGUGGAAAAAAAGUGUGUCUAUAUUGGUGUCGAUAUCAGUAUCAGCCAGAAUACGUUUCAAAAUACCAGCAAAGCCGAUAUCAGCAUAAGUCUAAUAUUAUACGUCUCGACUUUAUCUGAAAGCAAACACACAAAAAGUGGAAAUAGGUGCAAAAGUCUUUCCUUAUUUAUGACUCAAAACCUGACACGGUUUGUUUUUACAAUUUUUAUGUCAGAUAUUAAGCAAAAUCUUGGCUGUAACACAACAGAGCUGUUAUAUAAUCUAUUUUAUAGUUUGUAUGGUGCAAUUAAAGGGAUUAUUAUGUUUCUAAAGUAAAUUUGGCUGGACUGUCUGUGUCUUCAUAAUUACAUUCUUCUACAUCCAUGAAAACAUUCAACACUUUAUUCCACUUUUCAAAGAUAUUACUGUUUGAAAUGGUUGAUGCAGUUAAAUCUGUGUAAUACCACUCCCUCUUGUUGUUUCAAAACCUUUUCCUUUAUUCGAUUUCGAGUUUAAGUUCAUUCAUUUGUUGGAAUGAUCAGUGAGCUCUGACUUUCUGUGUGUCUUUAGGCCAAAAUGUUUCGUCGGUCAAGAUUCAGCAUCCGGCCCAAUGUGGGCUCUGCAGGGAGAGCAGCUGCAACACCGCAGGAAGCCCCUGCAGCGAGCCAAGAGGCCGGUGAGACCCCCAAAGACAUCGGAGAUAGCAACACUGCUACUGCGGUGACUGAAAACAAGCCUGACGUGACUCCAGCAGAAAAACCUGCAGCCUCAGGGUGAGUAAGAAGCAUUCAAUUGUUAUUUUAACAAAAUUCUUAUUACGUUUUAAGACGAUAACUAUUGUGAUUGCUUCUGUUCAGGGACAGGAAUGAUCAAAAUGGAGAAGGUACUAGCACUUCAGCAGCAGUCCAGAGAAGGAAGCGGUUUUCCAUCAAGCCUAAAGUGGCCCCAGGCCGGCUGUCCUCCCUAGCUCGGACGCCAAAGUCUCCUGCCAAGGCGUGCUCUGGAACUCCCGCUGAAACGUAUGUCUCUGAUCUUGACAAACCGACAACGUCCAGCCAAACUGGACCCACAGUUUCCCCUAGAGGACUCCAAUCCCCGAGGCGAAGGAGACCUUCAGAAGACAGCAAGCAGCUCAAGGUUCAGCCGAAACCCACAGACAUUUCCCUUGACAGUUCGGGACCUUCAGCUGUUCCUCGGGUAGAGGAUUUAGAGGAACAAACACCUCUGCCUGCAGAUAGUGGAAAACAAUUUGAAAGCACUUCAGACAGUCUAGUUAAAGAGGCUCCUUCAAGACUAUCUGAUAAAGUCCCCCCCUCUCUACCAGACAAAGAAGCAAUUGAGAUAUCUGAGAAAGCAAAGACUCUAGUAUCAUCUAAGAGCGACCUUUCACUCUCAGCUCCUGCGUACUCUUUAAGUCGACUCCUGAACGACCCGUCAGACAUGCAGAGGAUUGCAAAGGCCCAGAAACUCCGAGACCUACUCAGAAAGGAGAUGCACAAAGAAAAGGUAGAUCAAAAUUACUUUUGAGACUAUUUCUCAUCUUCUACACUUCCUUUCUCAUAUUUUAAUCGAUUUAGUGCCUAAAAAGUGUGUUGACAUUUGACGUUGCAGAAUAAGAAGAAAAAUAAGAAAAAAAAUAAGGUUGGAUUUUCUCUCGAUCCAGCCAAGAUGACCAUGAGGGACUUAAUCCGUUAUCUACCAGAGUCGAACCCGAUGACGUAAGUGUCUCCUGUGCAGCUUGCAGAGGCUGGUGCAAUCAUUAGAGAUAACAUUUUCUGUCAAAUGUACAAAACCCAAUUCCAAUGGAGUUGGGAAGAUAUGUAAAUUGUAAAUAAAAACGCAACACAAUGAUUUGCAAAUCCUUUUCAACCUGUAUUCAAUUGAAUACACUACAAAGACAAGAUAUUUAAUGUUCAAACUCAAACUUUAUUUAACUCAGAAUUUCAUGGCUGCAACACAUGCCAAAGUAGUUGGGAAAGGGUCAUGUUUACCACUGUGUUACAUCAUCUUUCCUUUUAAUAACACUCAGUAAACGUUUGGGAACUGAGGAGACUAAUUGUUGAAGCUUUGAAGGUGGAAUUAUUUCCCAUUUUUGCUUGAUGUACAGCUUCACUUCUUCAACAGUCCAGGGUCUCCGUUGUCGUAUUUUACGCUUCAUAAUGCGCCAUACAUUUUCAAUGGGAGACAGGUCUGGACUGCAGGCAGGCCAGUCGAGUACCCGCACUCUUUUACUACGAAGCAACGCUGUUGUAACACGUGCAGAAUGUGGCUUGGCAUUGUCUUGCUGAAAUAAGCAGGGGCGUCCAUGAAAAGACGUUGAUUGGAUGGCAGCAUAUGUUGCUCCAAAACCUGUAUGUACCUUUCAGCAUUAAUGCUGCCUUCACAGAUGUGUAUGUUACCCAUGCCUUGGGCACUAAUGCACCUCCAUACCAUCACAGAUGCUUGCUUUUGAACUUUGCGUCGAUAACAGUCCGGAUGGUUCUUUUCCUCUUUGGCCCGGAGGACUCAACGUCCACUAUUUCCAAAAACAAUUUGAAAUGUGGACUCGUCAGACCACAGAACACUUUUCCACUUUGCAUCAGUCCAUCUUAGAUGAGCUCGGGCCCAGAGAAGCCGGUGGCGUUUCUGAAUGUUGUUGAUAAAUGGCUUUCGCUUUUCUUAGAGGAGUUUUAACUUGCACUUACAGAUGUAGCGAUGAACUGUAUUUGCUGACAGUGGUUUUAUGAAGUGUUCCUGAGUUCGUGUGGUGAUAUCCUUUACACAUUGAUGUCAGUUUUUGAUACAGUGCCACCUGAGGGAUCGAAGGUCACAGGCCUUCAAUGUUGGUUUCCAGCCGUGCCGCUUACAUGCAGUGAUUUCUCCAGAUUCUCUGAACCUUUCGAUGAUAUUAUGGACCGUAGAUGUUGAAAUCCCUAAAUUCCUUGCAAUUGUACUUUGAGAAAAGUUGUUCUUAAACUGUUCAACUAUUUGCUCACGCAGUUGUUCACUAAGUGGUGAACCUCGCCCCAUCCUUGCUUGUGAAUGACUAAGAAUUUUUGGGGAAGCUGCUUUUAUACCCAAUCAUGGCACCCACCUGUUCCCAAUUAGCCUGCUCACCUGUGGGAUGUUCUAAAUAGCUGUUUGAUGAGAAUUCCUCAAAAUUUUCAGCUUUUUCUGCCACCUUUCCCAACUUCUUUGUCACAUGUUGCAGCCAUCAAAUUCUAAAGUUAAUGAUUAUUUGCAAAAAAACAAUAAAGUUUAUCAGUUUGAACAUUGAAUAUGUUGUCUUUGUUGUAUAUUCAAUUGAGUAUAGGUUGAAAAGGAUUUGCAAAUCAUUGUAUUCCGUGUUUACUUACAAUUUACACAUCCUCCCACCUUCAUUGGAAUUGAGUUUUAUUUAAAAAAUAUACUCAAAAAUUCAGUCUGUGGUUCCUUGUGUGUUUGAUUUUUUUUUUAGAUCUACUUUAGAAGAAACAGUAAACGAGAAUGAGACUGUGAUCCCUCCAUCACCAGGAAGAGAAGAGUAAGUUCAACCUCUUCAUUUUCCAUCAUCUCUUACUAUUAAAGUUUUAACACUAUUACGCUACAGGAGCUGCAUUAUGAUUAACAUUAGUUGUAGCUUUAAGGAGCUUAAUGGUUUUUUUUUGUUGUUUGAUGAGAAAAUUUUGCACUGUCAUCCAUAGAAAAAAAAACAAAAAUUCAUUAGAGAACAUCAUAUCGAAGAGCGCCCUGGAUUCAGUUUAAAUCAAAACCUUAAAAAAUGUUUAAUAGUUGACCUCACAGGUAGAAGGUUGUUUCUCUAACUCCUUUGUCUUCCUUUCUUUCAUGUGACCUCUACAGGUCACCAGAGAGAGCACAGGAACCUGAAGCAGCCCCUAAAGUUUCAACCCCGAGAGAAGAGGAAGAGGAAGAGGCCGAGGCAGAGCCACAGGAAGACCAAGAUGAGGAUGAAGAAGCUCUCAUGGUUCCUCAGGUCAAAGUAGCCGAGGAUGGCACACUGAUCAUCGAUGAGGAGAGGUCAGUGUAGAUACGUCUCUAUGUGACUGAACUCACCUUUGGAUUUUGUAAUCUAGUGGUCAACUCCUCUGUAAGAUUCAGUUUUUGACCCACUGUUAUCCUCUUAACCUGUGUCCCAGCUUGACCGUAGAAGUCCAGCGAGCCAAAGGGCCAAAUCCAGCUCAGGAUCGAGACCCCAUCUUUGAGCGUGGCUCCACGACAACAUACUCGAGCUUCAGGAAAGGGACCUAUACCAAACCCUGGUCCAGUGAAGGUAGAGCUCAUGUCGUUUGUUUGUUUGUUUAUACCUGACACAUUUCCUCUCCUAUACCCGGAAUGUGUGAUUUUAAUGUUGUUUGUUUUUCUCCAUCAGAGACCGAUAUGUUCUUCUUGGCAAUCAGCAUGGUGGGGACCGACUUCUCCAUGAUUUGUCAGCUGUUUCCUCACAGAGCUCGAUCGGAGAUAAAGGUCAGUGCAGAAAACAGGCACAUGUACUUUUCGGAUCAGGGAUGUAACAGCGUGAAAAUCUGAAGUUAGGGUAUUUAUAACUGAAUAAAAAAAAGACAAUGUAACCUUAGAGGAACUGCUUUUUCUGUUGCUCUGAGGAGCCUGAAAAGUCCACCCACUUGUGUUGAGGAAGAUCCACUCUGCUUGCUUGAGGCUCUUUAACUUUACCCUAAGAGUUUAGCUUAAGUGUGACAGUGAUGGGAAUUGACACUUCAGCUCCGGCGUGUUUACUCACCUUGAUCCUUUGUUGUCAGCCACAGAAAAACGUCUGUAGAUCUUUGCCUGCACACUGCAAAAACUCAAAUUAGUGAGUAUAUCCUCAGCUGAAUGUGUGUUCACUGCUUUGACUUGAACCUGCAGAACAAAUUCAAGAAAGAAGAGCGAGCAAAUUCCUGGAGAAUUGACAAAGCUUUCAGUGAGUAAUCAGUCACAAGGCAUGCUGUCCUUUAGGUAUUGCAAAGUUGGAUCUAACUGUGAUUUCCUUUGUAGGAGAGAGGCGCAAACUGGACAUUGAGUAUUUUUCCAAGCUGCUGGAAAAGAUUUUAGAAGUUCAGAAAAACAGGAAGAAACUCAAGGCUUUGGCUAACAAGAACUCCAAGAACUCCAAGAAGCAGAAGAAGAAGACGAAAGGUCAAUAUUAUCAUCUGGGAUUUUACCACAGAGAUAUUCUAACCACUGACUUGUCUCAAGUUGUUUAAAUUUUAGCGAUCAAUGGGUUUUUUAAAAUUUCUUCUACAGGUAAAAAAGCUGCAAAAAUGCUGAGUGAUGUAGAGGAGGAAAACGAGGAAGAAGAGAAUGAUAUACCCGACUUGGAGGGGGAGGGUGAAAAAGAGAAUGAGGCCCUCUGUAACGAAGGAGAAAGCCCCGUUUCUAAGCCCAAGAAGAAACGCAAACAAAAGAACGACGCCUCCAAAGAGGAACCAAAAAAGAAGAAAAAGAAAUCGGACGAAAAAGGCAGUGAACAAGGUACAGAAGACAGAAGAGAUUCAGGGAUUUCUGGGAAAAGUCUUAUGUUUGUGUCGAUCCUCUAAUCUGGUUUAACUGAAUUUAACCCUCCUGUUAUCCUUGGGGUCAAUUUGACCCCAUUCAAUGGUUAUCAUUUUAAAAAUGAUAGUUGACUUUUGUUUUUUUGCUUCACAUUUCAUGACUAUACCUAAUUUGAUGGGGACAACUGAUUUAGCAUAAAAUUAUCACAUUGAUAUAUUUUAAAUGUGCUGUAAACAUAUUGCACGCAUAGGUGUUCCUCUGGGGUCAGUUUGACCCCAAGCUGUUUUGGUUGUGUAAAACUUGCCUGUCUGUGUGUGUGUGAGACCUAACAUCACCAUAUCUACAGGUGCAGAGUUGAUAGUUUUGAGUUGGUACAUAACUGGGAGGUGGAGAAAACAACUAUCCCCUCCAGAACUUUGAUACUUCUCAUGGUGUGGACAUGCAGAAAAAACUUGACUUGUGAACGCCUGCCAAAAUGAGGAAGCCACUGUAGGCUUGCGAGUUGAUCACACCCAAGUCUUUCCAACUACAAAUACCUCUGAAAUGAUCAUCUCAAUACAAUAUUUUCAAUUGAUGGUUCUACGAAGAGCUUGAAUAAUGAAUGUCUUCUGCAUGGCGGACUGUGUGUUUUGUGAGACAUGCUCAUAGCAGCACGUCUACCUUGUUGUUGAAGUCAAUAGAGGGACCAUAAUUUUCAAUUUUUCCAACAAAUAAACAAAGCAACUGACAAAAAAUCUUGGUCAACAAUUGCAUGUAAAUCAUUUUCUGGAGGCAAAUAUACCUGGGGUCAGAUUGACCCCGAGGGUAAAAUGUGUUAGUAAAAUUUGAGGACUAUAGGAGGGUUAAAGAAAAUAGAUGCAUGUAAUUCUGAGGCAACAAUAUUAAGAAUAGUAAUAAGGUGAAAAGGACAGUCAAAGUGAUAAGUUAUCUGUGCAUUUGGACAUUAUUCCUUGUUGCUUAUGACUUAAUUGCCUUUAUAAUCUCAUUCUCAGAUGAAGCCUGUAUUCCUGAAGACUCUGAGGCAGCUCUUCCCGAGGAUCACACAAAUCCAGACAUGUAAUCGAACUUUUAAGAUGUUUUAAAAGAUGACGUUUCUGCGCAUCCUGAGCUGGAUUUAAGUGCUCUAUCUUGUAACAUUCAGGUCUGAAAAAAGCGAGGACACGAAUGCGGCCAAAGACGCUGCAAUCAAGCCGGCUAAGCUGUCUCGAGGCAGAGCACCGAAACCGCUGCUGCCUCUGGGGAGGAAGUGGGGUAAAAAGCUUCCACAGCCAUCGACUAAAGCUGGAGAAGCUUCAGCGGAUAAAGAGGACAAGAGUGUGACCGAUGAAGCCUCUAAAGAGCAGGUAAUUAUCGGAGUCGGUUUGAGAGUCAUCAGUGCUUCUUAACCCCACUAAAAGGAUAUUCUUGUCUUAUUUAGGCAAAUAAAGAUUCUUCACCUUUAAAACAAGCUAAUAAGAAGAAGUCUGAGGAUGAUGGCGACUCCUCUGAAGAGGAGGAGUCCACUGCUCCACCUCCUAGACCUACCAGGUAUGACAGUUUAUCAGAGACUUAAACCUCUAAGCUCUUAAAACAUGUCGAGUAUAAAAACGUAGGAGUUGUUCAUCCACGUGUGUUUCUGUUUUGUAGGUAUGGCCGAAUCCCAAAACCCAUCAAGCCCCUGACUUACCCCGCCAAAGAGGAGACACACUCCUCUGCAUCUGAAAGCACUCCAGCUUCUCCUGCUGCUGCUUCUUCUUCCACUGCCAAGCCUAAAUCCAAACCAGCAGCCAAGAGGGCAAGACCAUCAAAAGUCCAGCCGGUCCAAGAGUCCAAAAAGCCCAAACUGGUCACCCUCAGGGCCUCGCAGUCAGACUCCAGUGAUGAUGAGAACGACCAUCAGUGGGAGGAAUACGAGGCAGAGGAGGAGCAGCACCUAGCAUCUGGUAACGACAGCAUCGCUUCUGCGUUCGUUCCCGCCAGCCUGCGCUCCCAACAUCCUCUGAUCUCAGAAGUGGAGGAGACCAUGGAGGAGGUAUGGAAUACUCCCGGAUGUCAGAAACACACACCGCUCAUUCAUUUUAUUUUGACACGUAUUUUUGUGCAGCAUUAUUUUGUGUGCGUGUUUGUUUUUCUUGUGCACGAUUCUCCAUUCCAUAACUCGAACCCUCCUGUCUGACUCCCCUCAUCCCGCACGUAGCUUGAAAUCUUGGCCAAUAUGCCCGAUGUGUUGGGCAUCUCCCAAGAUGCUUUGUGCCCUGAUGCCUCUUGUGAGCUGGCACAAAAUGAGACAGGCACAGCUGAACCCUGUGAGCAUCAGUUGGACCUGCUGGUUGUAAGUGUCCCAAACCUAAAACCAGUUAUCCCCAGUUAGACUUUGAUUUCUUAAAGAUUUGGAUGUGCUGGUCUAAUUGUUAUAAAGGAAACUUACAAAACAGUGUAACUGGGGUUGUUGUGAUACACAUUUCCAUAUACAUCCCAUCAUUUCUUGGUUAUGUUGGCCUAAAUGAGCAAGGUUUGGUUUCACCUCAGUUCAUUCUUUUCCCUUUCAGGAUGUGAUUGAAUUCCUCUCUGCAGAUCACUCAGAAGGUAUGUGGGAUAAGUUUGCUGAGUAAGCUCUCUAGACAUCUCUCAAACUGAUGAAAAUUAGUAUGAAACAUUUGUUAAGUACAAUUUUUCACCUGGUCUCAAAGGGUUAAUUGUGUUUGCAUCUGUUUUUUUGAAGCAUCUGAGGAUCAGAGCUACAACGAGGCUGCUCAAACCCUGCUGACCAUCGGCAAUCUGGCUCACCUUUCUCACCCGGCGCAGAAUCAAACAAUAGGUAAGAGACAGACAGGGCCAAAUACAAACUUGCAUUUCGAUUCGACAUGUUGGGAUAAAGUUUCUUUAAAUUCAAAAUGUGGCUUUAUGUUUGGUUACAGAAACAACAUCAGUCAGCGUCAGUGAAACUAGUCAGCAUCCACAAGAAGAGACUGAAAUGAAGCCUGUUGCACAAGAGGAAGGCAGUAUCACUGCUUUUGAGUCUGCAGCUUCAGGAAGUGGAGUCACAGAAGCUGUCCCUGCGUUGGAGAUACAAAAAAGCACAGCAGACGCUGAUAACGUGCAAACUAUUGGUCAGCAGGUAGAUUCAGAAGUGGACUCAGCCACCAAACUACAAGCAAUACCAGAGGAUUCAAAGACAGACUCUCCACAAGCCAAGAAGGGGCGUUUAUCCAAGGUGAAGCCAAAACCUAACUUGGGUCGAGCCUCAAGAGCGGCUCAGGUGAAAUCUGGACCCAAGACAUCCACAGCAGAAGAGGUGCACAAAGGGAAUGACGUGCCAUCCCAGUUAGAGGUCAAACCUACUGAUGAGCCAUCUGACAGACAGGAGAGGUCUGCUGCUGGGACAUCAGAUCCGGAGAGUCAUGGACUUGAGGUAACAAGAGAUUUGGGGUCCACAAAUGUUGUUCCAAACUCUCAUGUUGGGACUGUUAGAAGUAGCACAAAUGAUGUGGGGAUUUCUGAUUGUGUCGUCACAGACCCACAGAUCCAACAAGUGACAGACACAAGUCCAACCUCUGUGGAAAAAAGCAGCGAGUCUCCGGCUUCAGGUGAUACACCUGUAGAAGAUUUACCUCACCCUCAGAAAGAAGAGACUGAAGAUUCACCUGCUUCACAGACAAGAAAGAAUCGAUACCAGAGAGUCAAGCCAAAACCCAACCUAGCACAGACAUCAAGAAUGGUACGAUCCAAACCUCAAACCACUGAUGACACCUCAGAGAAAGACUCCAACCUAACUCCAAAGGAACAUGAGGAAGCAAAAGAGGUUCCAGCAGAACCAACCCCCUCUCCUGAAAAACCAAGUCUUAAUCAAGAGUUUUCAUUAACUGAGGCUGGUUGUAGUAAUCCCCUAAAACCAGACUCCAAGGUCACAAAAGCACAAAGUAAACAAGAGUCCAGCAGAGACUGUACCUCAGUUGUUUCCGUAGAGGUUUUAUCUGUUGGUCAGAAAAAAGAAAGUGAAGAUGAAUCCACUUCUCAGACAAGGAAGAGCCGUUUCCAGAGAGUCAAACCCAAACCCAACCUGGCACAGACAUCAAGAACUGUACGAUCUAAACCUCCAAUUGCUGAAGAAACUAAGGCGGAAGACUCCAACCCAAACUCAGGAACAUCAGGGGAACCAACUCACACCACCUCGACUGAAAUUUCAAGUCAGGGCAUUGGCACCACAUCAGCUCUCCCGUUGAAUUUAGAUUCGUCUCUUUCAACCACAGAGGAGUUAUUGAAAACAGAGCUGGAAAUCCAAGAUAUUUGGGUCGAGUCUGGAGCAGAAACAAGCAGUCAGAGUUCCUCAGAAGACCAGACCUACUCUCAAGUUCAGUAUGAACCCAUUAAAGAACAGGCCACCAUGGACAAAAGUCCAACAUCUGAGGGAAACACAGCGUUUCAUGUUGGGGAAAGUGAAAGCAGUUGGAGUGAUUUGCUGACACUGGGCCAGGUAGGCGAAGAGGGGUCGCAAGGGGACUCAGAGCCCAUUCAAGAGACAAGUAACCAACCUGCUUCAUGUUCUACUCAUGUAGAGGAGGCACCAGCCAGUCAGGAACAAGAGAGUGAAGACCCAUCCACUUCUCAAACCAGGAGGAGUCGAUACCAGAGAGUCAAGCCCAAACCCAAACUGGCACAGACUUCAAGAAGUGUCCGAUCCAAACCUCAAACCACUGGUGAAACAUCAGAGAAAGACUCCAAACUGACUCCAUGUCCAAAAGAACUAGAGGAAUCAAAAGAGGUUCCAGCAGAACCAACCCCCUCUCCUGAAAAACCAAGUCUUAAUCAAGAGUUUUCAUUAACUGAGGCUGGUUGUAGUAAUCCCCUAAAACCAGACUCCAAGGUCACAAAAGCACAAAGUGAACAAGAGUCCAGCAGAGACUGUACCACAGUUGUUUCCGUAGAGGUUUUAUCUGUUGGUCAGAAAAAAGAAAGUGAAGAUGAAUCCACUUCUCAGACAAGGAAGAGCCGUUUCCAGAGAGUCAAACCCAAACCUAACCUGGCACAGACAUCAAGAACUGUACGAUCUAAACCUCCAAUUGCUGAAGAAACUAAGGCGGAAGACUCCAACCCAACCACCAACCCAAACUCAGGAACAUCAGGAGAACCAGCUCACACCACCUCGACUGCAAUUUCAAGUCAGGGCAUUGGCACCACAUCAGCUCUCCUGUUGAAUUUAGACUCACCUCUUCCAACCACAGAGGAGUUAUUUAAAACAGAGCUGGAUAUCAAAGAUAUUUGGGUGGAAUCUGGUGCAGAAACAUGCAGUCAGAGUUCCUCAGAUGAUCAGACUUAUGCUUCAUGCUCUACUAAUGUAGAGGAGGUACCAGCCAGUCAGGAACAAGAGAGUGAAGACCCAUCCACUUCUCAAACCAGGAGAAGUCGAUACCAGAGAGUCAAGCCCAAACCCAAACUGGCACAAACUCCAAGAACUGUCCGAUCCAAACCUCAAACUAGCAAAGACAUCACUAACAAAGACACAGUCCUAACUCCAGACCCCUCCAGAACUAAAGCAGACAUUCCUGUCAGCACCAUUUCUCCUGAAAACACAUGUCCAAGCCCUGGUCCAUCACCAUCACUGGAAUCAGACUGUACUCCUGUUUCCCUCUCUCUAGAAAAACCAAGCCCUGGACCUGCCUCAGUUUCAGUACCAUCAUUAGAAUUAAGUUCUGCUGAAAAACUCACAGGGGAACUUUCUUCAGCUGAAGAGCCUGUGUCUGAUGUUGGACUGGACUCAAGCUUGGAAGGGUCUCAACAGAACGUUCCUCAAAGGAGGCAACGAUUUCCCAAAGUCAAACCCAAACCCAAUAUUGGAUCAUCUGUUAAAGGUAGACGGACCAAGAAGACACAGGCAGGUGGUCCCUCAGAACAGGGUCACAUGGACAACACUGGAGCAGAAAGAGAACUUAAACCUACAGAACAGGACAGCGAGAACUUAAAAAUAGGACUUGUUGGUUCAGAAGAGUCUGGGUCUGUUGAAUCAGGGACUGCUUCUCCGUUUACCGAGGAUCUGUCUUUAUUUUCCAACUCAGUGCUUCAAAAUAAAAGCACUGAGACAACAACAGCUGAAGAAGGAUCUGAGGGAGAUAAACUUUCUCAUGAUCAGGUGGAGGCUGAAACUUCCUCACUUUGGGACACCAGUCAGGAUCUGUUUAUUGAAGCCAUGGACACAAACACCGAAUCAACAGAAGAAACAGCUGAAACUGUGGGGGUUUGGUCCUUGGAAACAGUCCAACAGUGUUCUGAAACUGAUCAGCCGACCUCCCAAAGGUAAAACUUGCAUGUUUUCUAUAUCAUGACCCCCUUAAAGCACGUGACUCCCCCUUUACAGAGUUUUGUUUUCCUCUUUAAGCUCUCAGGAUGACCACUUGGAGCCAACAAACUCCCCCAAGUCCCCAAUAAAAGCUCCCCAGAGUCGCCGAGGCUGGUCUAUGAAACCUAAACCCAACCUGGGACGCAGACGCCAACCUCCUCAAAUCGAAGAAGCUCAGCCUAUAAAAGAAACACAAGCAGAAGCAGGUUUGACUCCUUUGAAUGAAAUUAAAUCCUCUGUUUCUAAAUUCUCUCUUGUCUCUCUGUAGAUCACGAAUAUUUCUGCUUCUUCUCAGACUCUGACAGCGGCUCAGUAGGCGUAAAUGCCUCUGUGUCUCACAAACCGGUUUCUGAGCUCCAACCUGAAAUCCAGGACCCAUUAAAGGAGGUUCUUGAACACUCUAUUACCCAGAGCUCUCCACUGAUUGUUGCUGAAUCGCCUUUGGGUUGUGCAUCACAAGUAACUGACAGUUCUACUCAGGUAUUUAUGAACAUUUGCAUCCAAAUAUUGUGCAGUUAUUGCGUCUUUUAUCCUAUUAAAAUUCUCAUCACGGACUGUACAAUAACUCAAAAGUGAAGGACAGCUGUGCUGCAGCUUUGCAGCUUUAGGAAAGCUUCAUUUUUUAAAUUUAGAUCAUGAAAUCUGUCCUCAUCUCUGCUCAAAUCCUUAAACAUGCCUCUUUGAUUCUCCUCAAUCCAAGGAUGCGCCGUCGUCGAGCGCAGAAGGGACCCAGAAUCUUCCAAGUCUCUCGCUAUUUCCAGACAGUAAGUCAAUAACAGAUCGCUCACAUCUGUUCACUUUGUGCUGAGAAUAGCAAACAGUAAACGCACUUUGGUUUGAGCUUCUCUCUCACUCUCGUCCACAGUGCUGUCAGGGCAGCUGCCUUUAGAUCCAGAUGAGCCGUUUUUCACCCUCUGUCUGACGGAGAUCCCGGUCUGUUCUUCAGGAGGGGUGCUUGAAAGUGUGGCCGAGGUCCACCCUUAUACUCCUGUGACAGAUACGUCAGUACAGCAGCAGAGGUUAGAGUGCUUGAAUUUACCUGCUUUGUCCAUGCUUUGACUAGACUAUUUCUGCAGCUUGUUCUCACCUCUCUACAGUGACGCCGGAGUGAAUGUAGCAGCAGUGGACAGUGAGCCUCUGUUUAAAGUUGCUGUACCUGAGUCUGGAGAGGAGAAAGACCCCGUCACUGUUAAAGAUCCUGAGCCGGACUCAGCUGCAUGCACAGUAAGUCAAGUUACAGGGAGCCAGUUGUUGCUGCAGUACCGUCAAACGCCUGAAUGUGUCACUCAUGUCUUGUUCUCACUCAUACCAGGAUUUGAUCAUCGAGGAUCCAGUGAAGCCAGAAGGUAAAGAGAUCGCAUGAUAUGACUGUCUUUUUUUAACAACUGAUACAUGGCACUUUAGAAAUAGUUAAUGUGGAUUUACUUUAUUUGUGGUACAGGGAGUACUGCAGUCCAGUCACCCAGAAUACCGGAGACUAGGGAGGGUAAAGAUGAGACUGAAAUCCCCCCUACAAAGCAGAGACUUCAGGGCACAACAAGAAGAGGUAUGCACUCAAUGACUACUUCUACCACCUGAAGCAGUCUUUUUUUUUUUGUUCCUCAAUGGAGUGCUGCAAAAAUGUGCUCUGACAAGAACUGUCACGAUCUGAAUUAGAGCUUUUAAAUAAUGCGAGCAGCAUCAGUGAAAUGGUUUUUGCCAUAAUUCAGCAGCCUUACCCGCCUCUGCUUCUCAGUCUGUGCAAAUUAGUACAAAAAUUAAAAACGCUUCUUUUUUGAAUGGAGUUUGGUUUGAGUGUUUUUGAUGCAGAGUCAGAAUCUCAAAGCUUUUAAACCUGUGUGUCACACUUGUUUUCUUGUCUUUGCUUGAUUUUUGCAUGGAUAUUUUUUGGCCUUUUGUUUAAACAUCUGUUCCUCAUUUCACCCACCUUCACAAACUUGAAUUUUUUUUCUUUUGAACAGCCAAACAGCAGGUUAAGCCAAAAACUUCAAGGAAGAAACAAGCCAGCGAGGUGGACACUGCUGAGGAGGACGACGUGAUCCUUGUUGAAACUAACACCACUGAGGAAUCAGAGCUGCCCGGCUUUUCUGUGCAGCAGAGGGGAUAUGAUGAGGGUGUCUCUGAGCAACAGGAGAAAGGUAAUAAUCGUAAGAGCACUGCAAAGAGAGCUGUAACAGCUUCGAAGGACCCUGAAGAAAGCGUUUCAGGAGCACAAAAAAGGCAGACAAGAGGGGCUCGGAGCAGGUGAGGAAAAAGCAAAAAAAUGAGAGACGAUAGAAAAUUUCUUCAGCUUCGUGUUUGUGUUGAUUUUAUUUUCAACUAUCCAACAGAAAACCUCCAGGCUCCCUCUCUGAGAAUAAAAGCUCUGCCCCACCAAGCGAUCCUCCACCUGCAAAAGCAGACAGAGCCAAAACUCCUCGUGCAGGACGACGACAAUCAACUUCAAAAGCUGCAACCUCAACAUCAAAUGUGGCUCACGCAUCCUCGACCACACUACCGACACGGACAGAGCUGGACACAGAACCGGCUUUUGACUUUCCACUCCGCUCAGAUUCACCUCUUAACGCCUCUCAGUCUUCAGUCGGGGUAGGGAGGGCGCAAACAUGUCAGAGGGGAGCAGAGGUUUUUACACACGUCUUGUUUCUUUAUCAUUUUUUUCUUCUCAAUUUCAGGCGUCGUCUUCCCAGCAGAGCCUCGACGCCAGCUCGAUAGAAGACGCCACCAGCGUGUCUCAGUAUUUCUUAAGUGACAUUUUCACAGACGCGGAGGAGGGAUGACAGAUGAGAGGAGGAACCUGCCAGCGGCUUUCCUUUUAAAGUUUUUGUUUUGUUAUAUCUGUGAAGUUUAAUUUAUUACUUUGAGAUUCAGUUUGUGUUUACCAGGAAUAACAAUGUGAAGCUAGAAAAAACUACACAAGCACUUUGAACAUUAUAGGGAGAAACUUCCUCAAAUUCCUUUUUUAUUCUUCAGCCGUUAGUUCAAAUAAGCCUCAAAUUACAAACUUCAAUUGUGAAGGGUGAAUCCCUGUUUUGUCUUAAACAGUCGGCAGCUUUUUUCCUGUUUUUUUAUUAUGUGUUUUGCUCAGACUCCCUCAUUUUGUUCAUAAAAUAGCUGUAAAAUGUAAAUAUUGUACAAAUGUUGCGGUAAUUUUGGAUGUUCCUUUUUCACAACUUUUAUUUUUAUGGCCUCAGGAAGAAGAACUCACAUUUCUCAACAUCAUAUCCAGCUGUUUGCUCAAAUUUCGCAAUUUUUUUAGCCUCUUAUGUGUAUUUUUGCGCACAUUAAAUUGUUAAUCUGAUUAGGGCAGAAAUUAAAAUUCAUCAUAUUGCAUCAUUAGAUUUCCCCAGAUUGAGAACAGGGGAUGUUCAACAGAAAAUCCAUUUCAAUGUAUAGACAGAGUAUAUGGAUAUAAGGCGGUAUUGUACAGAUGUUUUGUACUUGAAACAAAAACAGAUCACUCAUCUGCUCGAACUGAUUUCAUCUGUUCACUACUUUAAAACCUGAAAUAAUGUUAGAUAUAAAUAAAAAGUAAUCUUUCACCUCAA
This is a messenger RNA of Xyrichtys novacula (pearly razorfish), 16579 nucleotides long. NCBI's taxonomy places the organism in Eukaryota, Metazoa, Chordata, Actinopteri, Labriformes, Labridae. The record is from the annotation of a GenBank genome assembly.